Thrips palmi is the source of this 975-nucleotide messenger RNA. RefSeq lists its product as uncharacterized. The transcript has 6 exons. NCBI's taxonomy places the organism in Eukaryota, Metazoa, Arthropoda, Insecta, Thysanoptera, Thripidae. The record is from RefSeq and is a predicted model, not a curated record. The coding region runs from base 73 to 975 and encodes 300 amino acids.
UCUCAGAAGUCGGGCACAAAUUUUGCUAGGAAGACCUUUGGCUUGAUUUAUGGAGAGGAACAAGUAAAGCUAAUGACUGCCAAGGGACGCAAGAAGGGCAGUCUGACAGCAUCGCCUGAUGACUUGUCGACUAUAUAUGCCUUUGUUACUGAAUACUGUCCCGACUUGACUUGGAGCCAGUUUGUUAGAGCUAUCACAAAGAAGUGCUCAUCCACUAAGGCCAAAAAGGAACCCUCAAGUAGCAAGAAAUGCUCCCCCGCAAAGAAAAAGAAGAAGGGCUCAGACUCUACUUCAAAGGAUGAAGGCUCUCCUUCCAAAAAGGAGAAUAAGAUAGUUGUUGAGCCGCUGAAGUCUCCUCUCAAGACUACUGAGAAGUCUCCAAUAAAGAGUCAUUCGGUGAUUGCCUCCCCUGCCAAGUUCCAGAAGAGUUUGGUUGUCACUCAUACUGAGCAGCAAUCACAAAUGUAUCAAUACAAUCAACAUCCUACUUAUCAAAAUUGUUCUGGCUUUUAUGUUGAUGGCAUGCAGCAAGAGGCUGCGCAACCAAUGAUGCAAUCUGGUCACACUCCAAAUGGACACCAGAAUGAUGCCAUGCAGCAAGGGGCUGCAUAUCCGAUGAUGCAAUCUGGACACACUCCAAAUGGACACCAAGGUGGGAUGCAGCAAGGGGCUGCAUAUCCGAUGAUGCACUCUGGUCACACUGGAAGUGGGGGUCAUUACCCACACACUGGAAGUGGAGCCCAUUACCCUCACACUGGAAGUGGGGCCCAUUACCCUCAAACUGGAAGUGCAGUUCAUUACCCUCACACUGCAAGUGCAGUCCAUUACCCUCACACUGCAAGUGGAGUCCAGUAUGCUCACACUGGAAGUGGAGUCCAGUAUCCUCAAACUGGAACUGGAAUCCAAUACCCAUCAUCUCCCACUGUGUGCAAGAGCUUUAAGUGGAGCGUACUUCAGUUAGGCGGCUGCAUUUAA